UGGGCGCGUCGGCGGCGGGAGCUAGGGAGAGGCUGCGGCUCGUUGGUUUGGAGUUUGGUGUGCGCCGGUCUCCGGGGGAGAGAUGGGGACCCUGCGCGACUUGCAGUACGCGCUACAGGAGAAGAUCGAGGAACUGAGGCAGAGGGACGCGCUCAUCGACGAACUGGAGCUGGAACUUGACCAGAAGGACGAACUGAUCCAGAAACUGCAGACCGAGCUUGAUAAAUACCGCUCGGUGCUGCGGCCGGCCGCUCAGCCGGCGGAACAGAGCGAGCCCAGCGCCCAGGAGCAGCAACGGACCAAGAGGCAAGCCAUAUCGGCGGAGCCCACUGCUAUCGACAUCCAGGAUAUCAGCCACGUCACCCUGUCCAGCUACUCCAAGAGUUCCCAAUCAAAGGAUCUGAUCAAGGAUGCCUUUCUAGAGAAUGACUUCAUGAAGAACUUGGAGAUGUCUCAGAUCCAGGAGAUUGUGGAUUGCAUGUACCCCGUGGAGUACACCAAAGACAGCUGCAUCAUCAAAGAGGGAGACGUGGGUUCAAUGGUGUACGUAAUGGAAGAGGGGAAGGUGGAGGUAACCAAAGAGGAUGUGAAGCUCUGCACGAUGGCGCCAGGGAAAGUGUUUGGAGAGUUGGCGAUUCUCUACAACUGCACCAGGACUGCAACUGUCAAAGCGCUCACCAACAUCAAGCUUUGGGCCAUCGACCGACAAUGUUUCCAAACGAUAAUGAUGCGGACAGGGCUCAUCAAGCACAUCGAGCACAUGGAACUCCUCAGGAGUGUCCCCUCAUUCCAGGAUCUCCAGGAAGAAGUAAUCAGUAAGCUCGCUGACGUGCUGGAGGAGACUCAUUAUGAAGAAGGUGACUACAUCGUCAGGCAGGGAGCCAGUGGAGAUACUUUCUUCAUCAUCAGCAAGGGAAAGGUGAAAGUAACACGAGAACAAACAUCAGAUGAGGAGGCAGCGAUUUGCAGUUUCCUGUCAAGGGGAGACUGGUUUGGGGAGAAAGCUCUCCAGGGAGAAGACGUGAGGUUGGCCAAUGUAAUAGCAGCGGAGGAGGUGACCUGCCUGGUGAUUGACAGAGAUUCAUUCCGGCAGUUGAUUGGAGGUUUGCAAGAUGUACCCUUUGAAGAGUAUGAGAGUGCAGAAAUGCAAGCAAGCUUUGAGGUGGAAGCUGCAUUCUUUGCCAACUUGGAUCGUACGGACUUCAAUGUCUGUGGAACCCUUGGAGUUGGAGGAUUUGGACGCGUUGAGUUGGUGCAGCUGAAGCACGAAGAGUCCCGGAGCUUCGCGAUGAAGAUCCUGAAGAAGCAGCACAUCGUCGACACGCGCCAGCAGGAGCACAUCCGCUCGGAGAGGCAGAUCAUGCAGGAGGCUCACUGUGACUUCAUCGUCAGGCUCUACAGAACCUUUCGAGAUGCCAAGUACCUCUACAUGCUAAUGGAGGCCUGCCUCGGAGGUGAGCUCUGGACCAUCCUCAGGGACAGGGGCUCUUUCGAUGAUGCUACAACCCGGUUCUACACUGCCUGUGUGCUGGAAGCUCUGGCAUACUUACACUGUAAGGGCGUCAUCUUCAGGGACCUCAAGCCAGAGAAUAUUAUCCUCAGCCACAAAGGCUACGCUAAACUGGUGGAUUUUGGUUUUGCGAAGAAGAUUGGUUUUGGGAAGAAGACUUGGACGUUCUGCGGGACGCCGGAAUACGUGGCGCCUGAGAUCAUCCUCAACAAGGGCCAUGAUAGCUCGGCAGAUUACUGGUCCCUGGGGAUCCUGAUGUACGAGCUCCUGGCUGGCAGCCCCCCGUUCUCAGGCUCUGACCCAAUGCAGACUUACAACAUAAUCCUGAGAGGGAUCGAUAUGAUUGAGUUCCCAAAGAAAAUCACCAAAAAUGCAGGAACGCUGAUCAAAAAACUGUGCAGGGACAAUCCUUCUGAGAGGCUGGGCAACCAAAAGAAUGGAGUUAAGGACAUUCAGAAGCACAAGUGGUUUGAAGGCUUCAACUUUGAAGGGCUAAGGAAAGGAACACUCACUCCACCUAUCGUUCAAAGUGUGUCUGGGCCCCUGGACACCAGUAACUUUGACACAUUCCCUGAGGACACAGAGGAGGAACCUCCCGAUGAGGAGUCAGGAUGGGAUGCUGAUUUUUAAUUCUGUUCCCUUCUAACUGGCCUGAUCUGCUGUGGACACAGAAACGGAGGAUGAAAGAUGGGGACGGUUCAGAGCAGACGACGCGAGGUGCAAAGCCCGUAACGUGGAGUCGACACUACAGUUCGGACCACACAAUGUUUGUAAAGAGAAAUAGACUGUAAUCCACACAUAACUGUUCAGCUGCAUACUAAAUAAAGGGAAAAGUCAGGUAGGGUGAGUGCUUGUUAUUUAAGGGUGCUCCUAUUUUAUCAUUGGAAAACCUGUACAAAAUCAGCUUUAGCAGGUUACUUAAACUCUUAACAGCAUAAAAUAGGAAUCAGUCUCACCUGCAUUUGGGUGUUAUAAGUGCCCUUGAGAUUCCAAAAAGAUAGGUGCAAAUUAUAGCAAGUCAACUACACACAGUGAACCUACACACAGUAGGCAAAUCAUGAUGUUAGUAACAUGAUCUUGAAGCUCUAAUCUCUGAGCUGCAAGGUGGUGGUGAUCUCAUGAUGUGCCAACUCCACAUAUAAUCCCUGUGCAUCCUCCUCAAUGAAACCUCUCUCAAAUUACUGAAUGGAUUUAUUGUCUUUUAUGAUACUCUUUUAGAGACAGCAGCCUAUUUGAGCCUUUCCUUAUAGUUGGUGUACAGUUGGUGUGGGUUUUUGCUCGUUUGGCUUGUGCAAAGCAUCUUCCUAUUUUGGUGCACAAGCUGCAGAUGCCAUUGUGCAAAGAAGCCAUGCAGUGGGCGAGGGAGCAGGGCCACGUGUGGUGCUCUGGAACUCUGCUCAUUUCUAUGGGUUGAGGCCACACAAAUGAACAAAACUUUCCACCAACAGGGUUAGCAUUGAAGGCCAGCCACUGGCAAUACACAUUUACCAAAACCCUUUAACUGUCAAACUAGAGCAAUAACCAGAAAUUUUAAAAUAUGUUUAAGGUCAUCGACCUGAAACUUUAAUUCUGUUUCUCUCUCAACAGAUGCUGCCUGACCUGCUGAGUAUUUUCAGCAUUUUGUGAUUUUACUUUUAGCCUCUGGUUUUGAUUUCAAAAGCCAAAGAAACUGGAGAGCCAGGGAGUGUUAUCAGUGCAAGGCCACAAGUACAAAUUCCUGCAAUGUACAACCACUUCAUCCAAUUCAGAUUGAACUUUGCAACAGCAGGCACCAAUCUUUGUAGAUCCAGAUCAUUUCUCAUUGUGUGCCUGGCUUUCUCAAUAUGCUGAAUUAACGUUUCAGGUCUGAGAACUUUCGUCAGAUCAUUGUGUUUCUCUCUCCACUGAUGCUGCCUGACCUGCUGAGUGUUUCCAGCAUUUUCCAUUUUUAUUUCAGAUUUCCAGCAUCUGUGGUUUUUUUUUUAAAUUUUCAUUUGUUGAUAAGCUUCAAAGCAGCUGAGAUCCAGGGACCACUAUCCUAUAUUGUAGAGGCUUUUCCCUUCGACAUAAAAUUACUGCAAAAUUUUCAGCUCAAUCGAUUUGUCAGAAGUCCACUUCUAAUGAUCUAUCUGAAAAGUUAACCAUCUGAGAAGUUUCUCAGCCCAAUAACUAUUGAGUAAUUCCCAUAUUAUCUGAUUAACCACUUCUACUUAAAACACAAGAAAUAAAUGUAGUUUUAUGCACUGUUUACAGGUAUUGUUGGGUGAAAUAAUGGUUCACACAUAGUCCCAUGACUCAGGUUGGCUGAUCUGAGCCAAGGUACAGUAACUGGGCUCUUCAGUUUGCAAGGGAUAGGCAAUCAGAAGAGGGGCCAAAGCAAAUAGCCCCUGUUGCAGAAAGCCACCCACUGAGGCAAAGAUGACAGCAUGUUUUGUGAAGUUAGCACCUUCAGGAGAGGUGACAGGAAUACAAAUCCCAACAGUCGUCAGGAAGACUUUGACAAUGAUGCCAAGGGUUUCUCCACCACCUCCCUAUUCCAUACAUGGCUUCCAUUAACCACCUUGUACAACAAAGACAGCAAAUGCUGGAAAUGCUCAAUGGGUCAGGCCACAUCUAUGGAGAGAGAAACAGAGUUAACGUUUUGAGUCAAAGACCUUUUGUCAGAACUGAGAAAGAGACAAAAGAAAAGUGUUAAACUGCAGGGAAGGUGGGAGAGCACAUCCUUCGAAGAUAAGGUAGGCCAAGCCUUUCUACAUUAUCCAUGUCAGGAACACUGGCUCUACGGUUCUAUCCAAUCACAGGAACUAUUGGUUCCAGGGAUUGCCUUAAUAAUCUGAAGAACAUGAAGACAAAAGGGGAUAUUAGGUCAAGAAAUCAAAGGCUUGGUCACAGCAGGCCUUAAGCAGCAACUUUAAUACAGAGGGAUUUAAAGAGAAGUAGGGAGAACUUCCACACCAGGAUUACGAGAGACCUUUUGACCUGAAGGAUGAAAGUCAAUAUCAAACAAGUUCCCAGAGAGUAGUGGACUCUGCCCGAUAUAUCACAGGCACAUCCUUCCCUACCAUCGGUAGUAUCUACAGGAGGCACUGCCUCAAGAAGGUAAUAUCUAUCAUCAUAGAUCCCCACCAUCCAAGCCAUGCCAACUUCUCGCAGCUACCAUCGGGCAGGAGGUACAGAAGCCUGAAGUCCCACACCACCAGGUUCAAGAACAGCUCCUUCCCUUCAACCAUUCGGUUCUUGAACCAAACUGGCAAAACCCAGAUCACUACAGUUUAGCAACACUGUGAUGAUUUUGCACUAAAAUGGACUUUGUCUUUUUGUUUUAAUUGUGUUCUUUCUUGUAAAAAUUGUGAAUAAUUUAUGUUUUUCUUGUCAAUGCUGCUUAUCUGAUGCUCUGUGCCUGUGAUGCUGCUGCAAGUAAGUUUCUCAUUGCACCUGUGCACACGUGUACUUGUGUAU
Pristis pectinata (smalltooth sawfish) is the source of this 4948-nucleotide messenger RNA. Its product is annotated as cGMP-dependent protein kinase 1-like. Gene Ontology annotation, molecular function: cGMP-dependent protein kinase activity; ATP binding. Lineage: Eukaryota; Metazoa; Chordata; Chondrichthyes; Rhinopristiformes; Pristidae. Gene Ontology annotation, biological process: protein phosphorylation. The coding region runs from base 83 to 2140 and encodes 685 amino acids. The transcript has 18 exons. The record is from RefSeq and is a predicted model, not a curated record.